This is a messenger RNA of Musca domestica (house fly), 2204 nucleotides long. Its product is annotated as angiotensin-converting enzyme-related protein. The coding region runs from base 90 to 2012 and encodes 640 amino acids. The record is from RefSeq and is a predicted model, not a curated record. Gene Ontology annotation, cellular component: plasma membrane. Gene Ontology annotation, molecular function: metallopeptidase activity; peptidyl-dipeptidase activity. The transcript is spliced from 6 exons. Gene Ontology annotation, biological process: proteolysis. NCBI's taxonomy places the organism in Eukaryota, Metazoa, Arthropoda, Insecta, Diptera, Muscidae.
UUUUUAUUAACAACAGUCAGGAUUCCAAAUCAAAAUAGAAUUCAGUUUAUAUUUAAGCUUCAACAGCUGCAUAUGUUUCAGUUGGAACAAUGAGGUCCAGCAAGUGUGUACCGGCUAUAUGGUUGGGGUUUAUUGCCCUUCUUCUCAUUGGGUCAAUGCCAUUUGACCUUGUCAAUGCCGAGACUUCGACGGAUACAUGUUCGGGGGAUUUUCCUGAAGUACGUGAUUUCUUCCAAAGAGAAGGAGAAUUAUUAAGACAACGUCGUCGUGAAGAAUUCUUGGCCGCCUGGGAUUAUAACACCAAUGUCACCGAGGAAAAUCGCCUGAAUAUGAUUGCGGUGAGUGCCCGCAAUGCAGUGGAAAAUCUCAAGGCAUCCCAAUUGGUACGAACGAAAAAAUAUAAAGAACUACCCGAUCCAUGCCUGAAACGGUUGGCCGAAUAUGCCGGUGAAAUUGGUGCGGAAAUUCUAAGUUCCGAAGAUUUCAAUACCAUGUUAAAUGCCGUCAGUAGUAUGCAAUCGAAUUAUGCCAAUACCAAAGUGUGUUCGUACAAGGAUCCCAAGGAUUGCAGUCUCACGUUGGAGCCACAUGUACAGGAACGCCUCUCGAAUAGUCGUGAUCCCAAAGAGUUGGCCCAUUACUGGAAGGAAUGGUACGACAAGGCUGGCACACCAAUGCGAGAUAAUUUCGCCAAAUAUAUAGAGCUGAGUAACAAGGCGGCGAAAUUGAAUAAUUUCACCUCCGCCGCUGAGUAUUGGGUGCACAUGUAUGAGGAUCCAGAUUUUGAGAAAAAUCUCGACGACGUUUUUCAAGCCAUCUUGCCCCUCUAUCGCGAAUUGCAUGGUUAUGUACGUCAGCGAUUAUCCCGACAUUAUGGCGAAGAGAUUGUAUCACCCAAUGGAAAUAUACCAAUGCAUUUGUUGGGUAACAUGUGGGGUCAGCAGUGGGAUGAAAUUAUUGAUUUGAUUAAACCCUUUCCGAAUAAACCAUUCGUGGAUGUCACCGCUGAGAUGGAGAAACAACAGUACAGUGUACGGAAAUUAUUCGAAUUGGGUGAUGAGUUUUUCCAAUCGUUGGGUAUGAGUGCCUUGCCCGAGUCAUUUUGGAAUUUAAGUGUCAUUGAGAAACCUAAAGAUCGUACAAUUGUUUGUCACGCAUCCGCAUGGGAUUUCUAUCAGGAUAAUGAUGUGCGUAUUAAGAUGUGCACCGAAGUUGAUACACACUAUUUGUAUGUGGUCCAUCAUGAAUUGGGUCACAUCCAGUACUAUUUGCAAUAUGAAAAACAGCCAACGGUGUUUAGAGGUGCCCCCAAUCCCGGUUUUCAUGAGGCUGUGGGUGAUGUUAUUGCCCUGUCCGUAUCAUCGGCCAAGCAUUUAAACACCAUUGGCCUAGCUCCGCAAGCUGAAUUGGAUGAGGAGAGUCGCAUCAAUGAAUUGUUUAGAACUUCUCUCAAGAAAAUCGUCUUCCUCCCCUUUGCCUAUACCAUGGACAAAUAUCGUUAUGCCGUGUUCCGCAAUGAAAUCGAUGAACACAAUUGGAAUUGUGCCUUUUGGCAAAUGCGUUCCGAGUAUUCGGGUAUUGAACCGCCAAUUUCUCGCAACGACAGUGAUUUUGAUCCCCCGGCCAAAUAUCAUGUAUCUGCCGAUGUUGAAUAUUUACGUUACUUUGCCGCCCACAUAUUCCAAUUCCAGUUCCACAAGGCAAUGUGUUCGAAGGCUGGACAGUAUGUUAAAGGUGAUGCCCACCAAACUUUGGAUAAUUGUGAUAUUUAUAAGAGCAAGGAAGCCGGAAGUGCUUUCAGCCACUUUUUAACAGCUGGUGCAUCACGUCAUUGGACUGAGGUCCUGAAAGAAUUUACCGGUGAUACUACCAUGGAUCCAGCCGCUUUGCUCGAAUACUUUGAACCACUGCGUGUGUGGCUUAAGGAGGAAAAUCGCAAAGAAAAAGUCAAAAUUGGAUGGGGUCUUACCGAUAAAGUGUCUCAUUCCUGUUCCAAGGCUUCUGUGGUGUAAUUACUUGCUCAUCAAGGCGACAAACUGUUCAAAAAUCUAUAAAUAAUACUUCCGGAUAACUUAAAAACUCGAAUUUAUUGAAAUGUACUUACGAAAAAAUUAUGUCAAUUGUGAAGAUGUGUUAAUGUCAAUACUCAAUUCAAUUUUUUUACAUGUAAUCCAAAACAAAAAUCAAAAACAAAAUCUGAAUAA